This is a messenger RNA of Nycticebus coucang (slow loris), 515 nucleotides long. RefSeq names its product 40S ribosomal protein S25-like. Bases 99 to 473 code for a protein of 124 amino acids. The transcript has a single exon. The record is from RefSeq and is a predicted model, not a curated record. Gene Ontology annotation, cellular component: cytosolic small ribosomal subunit. Gene Ontology annotation, molecular function: structural constituent of ribosome. Lineage: Eukaryota; Metazoa; Chordata; Mammalia; Primates; Lorisidae.
CUCCUGGUAAUACAUGUAAGAUGAUACUGUCCUGCUUUUUUUUUUGUCCGACAUCUUAGCCAGGUUGCGGUAGUGGCAGCUCCUCUCCUAGCUUCGCAAUGCCGCCCAAGGACAAGAAGAAGAAGAAAGAUGCCGGAAAGUCGGCCAAGAAAGACAAAGACCCAGUGAACAAAUCUGGAGGCAAGCCCAAAAAGAAGUGGUCCAAAGGCAAAGUUUGGGACAAGCUCAACAACCUAGUCUUGUUUGACAAAGGUACGUAUGACAAACUCUGCAAGGAAGUUUCCAACUAUAAGCUUACCACUCCAGCUGUGGUCUCUGAGAGACUGAAGAUUCAAGGUUCCCUGGCCAGGGCAGCCUUUCAGGAGCUCCUUAGUAAAGGCCUUAUCAAACUGGUUUCAAAGCACAGAGCUCAAGUAAUUUACACCAGAAAGACCAAGGGUGGAGAUGCCCCAGCUGCUGGUGAAGAUGCAUGAACAGGGUCCAACCAACCAUAUAUUUGGUAAAAUAAAACAUUA